UUGUUGAAAGUGUCUCCAAAACUAUUCUUUUGAAGGCUCUCUGUUGAUUUCUUUUUUAAGGUCCAUUUGAAUUUGAUAAGUCCAAAAAAGUGAUUGAAGUGCCUCGAGUUUCCCAAAGAAGUCCAUUUGAAUCUAGAAAGGCAAAAAAAGUGGUUGGAGUGGCUCAAGGUUCUAAGGGAAAUCAAACUAGUCCAGUUGGAUAUGAUAGGGCAGAAAAUAUGACUGAAGUGUAUCGAGAUGUUCAGAGAAGUGAUACUAGUCUAUGAAAGUCUAAAAAGGCAAAAAAAGUGAUUGAAGUGGCUGAAGAUGCUACGAGAAAUCAAACUAGUCCAUGUGAAUAUGAUAGGACAACCAAGGGGAGGGGAACAAACAUUUGUAAGCAUAUUUUGUGAUUAAGACCUGGAGAAAAGUUAAAAGUCACUUUCUAUCAAAAUCGAGUUGUUGGGCCGAAUCACACCUCAUUUACGAGACACUUGGGUUUGCUAGUUCUUCAUCGUAAUAUGUGCCCAUUGCGGGUACACUCAUGGAUGGAUAUUGAAGAGCAUAAAAUUGAGCAUAUGUGGGCAGUUGUUACAGAAAAGUUUGACUGUGAUAACAUGAAUGAUCAAAGAGAUAAUGUUUUGCAACAUAUGAGAAAGCUUUGGAACAAUUGGAGAGGAUCGUUGCACAAGAAUAUGAAAUCCAAUUCAUUGCACGAGGUUCUAAAAGAUGUGUCGAUAGGAGUAGACAAGAGUGAUUGGGAAUGGUUGGUCAAGGAAGAUUUUUUAUCUGAUAAGUUUAAGGCUGAAAUUCAAGAGCUUGUACAAUCUGAACCGUCUCUUACUAAUAUUGAGGUAGUGGAAAGGUGCUUUGGACCUCAAUGCAAAAGUCAUGCUGUUGGAUUUGGUGGUGGGAUAACCACUAAGGAGUUGAAAGGUGGUAGUACUUCUAAGGCUGUAUUGUUGGAAGAACUGAAAAUAACUCGCAAAGAAAAGGAAUCACUACAAAAGCGUAUUGAUAUUCUAGAGAGUAAAUAUGAUCGCCUUGAAAGUAUAGUGGUUCGUCAGCAUCCACACCUCCAUCACAUCCACCAUUGGUCUGUCUUUCUAUGA
This is a messenger RNA of Solanum stenotomum, 1091 nucleotides long. RefSeq lists its product as uncharacterized. The transcript is spliced from 9 exons. The coding region runs from base 501 to 1091 and encodes 196 amino acids. NCBI's taxonomy places the organism in Eukaryota, Viridiplantae, Streptophyta, Magnoliopsida, Solanales, Solanaceae. The record is from RefSeq and is a predicted model, not a curated record.